AUGGGCCUUCCUGCUUCCUCCUGAGCAACUCAGAAAGCACCAGCCGCCGCAGCCACCAUGUCUCUCUCCACCGCCGAUAAGGACAACAUCACCAAGACCUGGGCAAAGGUCUCCCCUAAGGCUGCCCAGAUCGGCGCCGAAGCCUUCGGCAGGCUGCUGAUCGUCUUCCCCCAGACCAAGAUCUACUUCACCCACUUCGCUGACCUGAGCCCCAGCUCUGCCCAGGUCAAGGCACAUGGAGCCAAGGUCAUGGGGGCGAUCGCACAGGCCGUUAGCCACCUCGACAACCUGAGCGAAGCCCUGAGCAAGCUGAGCGAGCUUCACGCCUACAACCUGCGGGUGGAUCCAGUCAACUUCAAGCUCCUGGGCCACACCCUGCUGGUGUCUCUCUCGGCUAGUCUGGGCGCUGACUUCACACCGGAGGCCCACGUCGCCUGGGACAAGUUCCUGGCCAACAUCGCCCUGGUCCUGGCUGAGAAAUACCGCUAAGGGACUUGAAGUGGCACAGGAGGGGGGAGAGACAGCUAACCAACCCUGACCACACGCACGAUCUGCCUCCUGUGUUUUGCAAUUUGUUUAAAGAGAAAAUGUGACUGUGUUCCCCCCCUGAAUGUUUUGCCAAUAAACCAAAUUUCAAUACA
Molecule: messenger RNA, 641 nt
Organism: Lepisosteus oculatus (spotted gar)
Lineage: Eukaryota; Metazoa; Chordata; Actinopteri; Semionotiformes; Lepisosteidae
Source: RefSeq, a predicted model, not a curated record